This is a messenger RNA of Neomonachus schauinslandi (Hawaiian monk seal), 520 nucleotides long. It is a transcript of the gene PSPN, whose product is annotated as persephin. The transcript is spliced from 2 exons. The record is from RefSeq and is a predicted model, not a curated record. Bases 1 to 462 code for a protein of 153 amino acids. Gene Ontology annotation, molecular function: glial cell-derived neurotrophic factor receptor binding; growth factor activity; receptor tyrosine kinase binding. Lineage: Eukaryota; Metazoa; Chordata; Mammalia; Carnivora; Phocidae.
AUGGCCAUGGGACGAGUCCUACUCUGCUCUCUGCUGCUCCUGUCGCUGCAGCGGGGCCUCAGCAGGGGCCCCGGUGCUCGGGGUGCUCUGGUGGCGGAGGAAGAGCUCCGAGGGACCCAGAGGACGCAGUUGGGUAAGGACUCCCGGACCCCGCGUGCCCGCCUGCGCCGAGCCCUGGCCAGCCCAUGCCAGCUGUGGAGCCUGCCCCUACCUGUGGCUGAGCUGGGUCUGGGCUACGCUUCGGAGGAGACGGUCAUCUUCCGCUACUGUGCGGGCAGCUGCCCCCGCGGCGCGCGCACCCAGCACGGCCUGACGCUGGCCCGGCUGCGGGGCCAGGGCCGAGCCCACGGCGGGCCCUGCUGCCGGCCCACCCGCUACGCCGACGUGGCCUUUCUCGACGACCGCCACCGCUGGCAGCGGCUGCCCCAGCUCUCGGCGGCUGCCUGCAGCUGCGGCGCCUAAGGACGCCUGGCCUGGGGCCCCGCGGCUCCGCGAGGAGCUCUGCGGACUUAUUUAUUGG